Molecule: messenger RNA, 1900 nt
Organism: Paramecium pentaurelia
Lineage: Eukaryota; Ciliophora; Oligohymenophorea; Peniculida; Parameciidae
Source: the annotation of a GenBank genome assembly
AUGCUCAAUUUACCUUUCGACAAAUGGAGUUUAAAGUUUUACGAUCCAGAAUUCGAAUCUCAAUAUGAGGAUCACUUAAAUAAAAUUAGAUUGGUAUCCUUUCGUAUACUAAACCUUACUAUAAGUAUUGCUGCAUUUAUAUGCCUUUUAACUUUUAUCAUUCAAUAAUAAUCUCAACUAUUGUUUUUACUAAUGACAUUUACAUUAGGGGGAUGUGUCUUUUUAUUAAUUAUCAGCAGAAAAAUCUUACCUUAUUUAAAAUCAGUAUUUUCAUUUUACUACAUAUGGGCAAUAACAACUAACAUUCUUAUUGCCUUUGCUGGCUUUUAAAUGUAAAGUUACAUCUAUAAUUUAGACCUAAUUUUAUAUUUGGCUUCAAUACAUGUACUUUAGCAAUUGGUACAAUGUAAUAUAGUGAUAAUAGGCUUAAAGUAGUAUAUACUAUAAUUACUCCAUUUGUAUUAUUAGGGGUAUUUGAUGUAUAUAGAGCUGAUACUUUAGCUUUUGUUUUUUAGACUGUCUCAUGUACUACUUUUAUUGGAAUUUGGGGAUAUAUGAAUGAGUAUACAUCUAGACUUGCUUUUUCUCUAAAUCUAAUUUCAAAUAAACAAAAGUAUGUAUACAAUUGUAAUUAAGAAAUUUGAUCAAUGAAUUUGUAAAUGAUGGCAUGUUUGCUUUAAGUUUAGAUAAAAGAAGUAGAUAAUUUAUUUUAGAAUUUUAGAAUAACAGAUUCAUGGAAUUAAUGAAUAUUAAAGAAACAGAAGAAAUUAAAACAUUUUUAAGAUCUACCUUUAUUAUUGUGAAAUCAGGUGAAAGUUAAACUAAAUUAAGAGAUAAAAACUAAACAAAAAUUAUAAAUUUAGAAGAUGUUUUUUUCUAAAGAAUGUAGAGUUUUGAAAAAUCUUUAAAUUAAAUAGAUUAAUAAGAUAGUAAUUUAGAAAUUUAUUAACAUGAUUUGAUUAAAAAUGAAACCAUUAAAAUGUGCUUACAAUUAAGAUUUCUAAAUUUCGGUAAACCAAUUAUUAUUGCCAUUAUAAAAUCAGAAUAAGUACCUAAUUUAAUUCAUAAAUAUGAAAGCUAAAUCAAAGAAUAUCAAUAACUUAUUAUAAAUAUGUCUAAUAAAAUAAUUAAGAAAUAAUCACUUCUUUAUGGAGAAAUGAAAAAAAUAAAACUUGAAAACUUAAUAGUAUAAUAAAAAUUAAUUUAAAUAGAAUGCCUUAAUUUAUCUAUCAUUAAUUAUAUUCGAAACUAUAUGUUGUUUUUUUUAAAAAAUAAAAUUUUUGAUAUGAAAUUGAAUCUAUAAGCUUGUAAAUUUGAUAAUUAUAUAGCAAUUAUUAAUCAAUACUUUCAAGCAAUAUCUACUCAUUAUUCUAUUUAAUUUAAACUUCAAAAUUACAUUGAUCGAAACUGUACUUUUAAUAUAAAUAUUAAAUAUCUAACUUAGAUCUUAAUUAAUAUAUUUGAUGAAUUGAUUAAAAAUACUAGUGAAAAUAAUCUUAUUAGUUUGAGAAUAAUUGAGGAAUUUUAACAAAAUAAUAAUGAAAAAUAAUAAAAAAUCUAAAGAAUUUAAAAUAAUAAAUCAAUAGCAUAAAUUAAGUUGGUUCAAUUCACAUUCAUUUUUUCUAGUAAUGAAUACCUUAAUUUAAGAAAUCUUACUUUUAAUAAGAAUUUUACUAAUAAUGAUUAAUAAUAUGAUAUCUUUGAAGAUGGUUCAAUCAUUUCAGAAAUUACUAGCUUGCUUUUAGAUAAUAUAGGUCCAAAUAAUAACAUAUAGAUUAAUCAAUAUCAAACAGCUUAAAUGCCUUCAUAUUAGAAUACUAUUUCGUUCUUAAUAUAUUCUGAUUAAUCCUAAUUAGAACCAUCUUAUUUAAAGGUUAGAGAAAAACCUUUAUUUAAUUGA